Postia placenta MAD-698-R-SB12 is the source of this 1044-nucleotide messenger RNA. RefSeq lists its product as hypothetical. The coding region runs from base 1 to 1044 and encodes 347 amino acids. The transcript is spliced from 9 exons. The record is from RefSeq and is a predicted model, not a curated record. NCBI's taxonomy places the organism in Eukaryota, Fungi, Basidiomycota, Agaricomycetes, Polyporales, Adustoporiaceae.
AUGUCAGAGCGCACGCCGGGCGAGUAUGUCCUUCCGCCACCGGUGUCAAUCAAUGUGAUUCCUAUCCUUGGAUUUGCAGACGCAUCUAAGAAGCCCUCUUUUGCUCCCAUGCAUCGGCAGGUUUGCCACGUGUCGAAGAGAGUUCGGGGACUCGACUUUCGACAAAUCGAACGUUACCCUUUGCGGGAGCGUACCCGCCAGUUGUGUAUUGAUAUGUCCGAGGAAUCGUUUGCGUAUCUUGCCCGCGAAAACGCUAGCCUAGGACGCCAGCGAAUUGGACUUCAAGCACUCUAUUGCGGUAUGGAACAUCCAGGCGUUCCAAGCGCCUCGGAGCUGUGGCGCUCGAACGCACGUCGACUUGAUGCUUCUUGCCCCUUCGUUAGAUACGAUGUGGCAUCACGCAACCCCGACGGAAUGCAGGAACUCCUUCGCAUCUUUUGCCGCUGCGCUGUGGCGUUCGAAGCGUGUGUCGGCCUGACCAAUAAGCUUGGCGCAGAUACUCUUCUACGGCCACCCCUUCUACGCCCCGCGGGCCUGGCACGUACGGAGAAACGAAGGCCUGACAGGUCCCAACUCUAUAGCGUUGGCUCUGUUUCAUGCGCGUCAGGACUCACAUGCGGCGGUAUCCUUCCAGCAGCGUCUUCGAGAAGACGCCACUACUACGAUAUCCGUCUUGUGGGGAUGAUUCGCGACGAGGGCUCUCGAGUAUGUAAUGGCUACAUGACAUGGUCUGCGACGUAUCGAAAUGCUCCCGUUCGGUUGGAGGCGUUCCCCAUGCAGGAUAGCGUUGCCCACGGCUCCUCAUUUCACAGUCGAGCCCAGGCACGCCUGGAGAUUAUGGAUGAGGAGAAGCAACCGUCCUUCUGUCUGCACUUGCAGGAUGUGAAACGUUGCGAGAAUCUUCUCGGUGUCAUUCUGACUCAGGCUUCGCUCAUCGCGCCUGCAUUCGUGUCAUCCUACAUGGUCAUUAGAGGUUACCCGGGUCCGCGCAACCUAUCAUCGCACGGCUUCUUCAGAAUUCCACGCACCUACAUGCACCUAUAG